This is a messenger RNA of Symbiodinium sp. CCMP2592, 3471 nucleotides long. Lineage: Eukaryota; Dinophyceae; Suessiales; Symbiodiniaceae. The record is from the annotation of a GenBank genome assembly.
AUGGCGAAAGCCCUGAGCAUCGCAUGCCUGGGCGUGCUUGGCUUCGCCGGUGCCCACAAGCCGCGCACCGACGUGGAGAAGGCAUUCGACAAGUUCUUGAAGGAUUUCAGCAAGGACUACGACGAAGUGGAGAAGCAGGCUCGCUUCGGUGCCUUCGCGGACAACUUCGAGUACAUCACGCGUGAGAAUGCCAAGGGCCAUUCCUACCAGCUCGGUUUGAACGAGUUCUCGGAUUUGUCGCUGGAUGAAUUCAAGAUGAACAAGCUCGGGCUGAAGCUUCCAGAGUCCGUGUGGGGAGAGCUGCCGAGCUUGGGCAUGCACAAGGCAGGCAAUUCCUCGCUGCCCAGCUCCGUCGACUGGCGCAGCAAGGCCGUGACGCCUGUGAAGAACCAGAAGCAGUGCGGCUCAUGUUGGGCAUUCUCUACGACGGGUGCCUUGGAGGGUGCCUGGGCCAUUGCCACGGGCAAGCUUGUCUCGCUGUCUGAGCAGCUGGUCGACUGCUCCAAGAAGUUCGGCAAUGAGGGCUGCAGCGGAGGCCUCAUGGAUAACGGCUUCAAGUACGAGGAGCAGGCACCUGUGUGCACGGAGGACAGCUACCCGUACUUGGCCAAGAAUGGCAUCUGCAAGGCCUCCGGCUGCAAGGUGGGAAUUCCCGCUCACGGCGUCACCGGCUACAAGGACGUCAAGGCCGACGACGAGCAGUCUCUGAUGGACGCUGUCUCGAAGCAGCCUGUGUCCGUGGCCAUCGAGGCAGAUCAGAUGGCCUUCCAGCUCUACAAGGGCGGAGUGCUCAGCAAGACCUGCGGCACCAAGUUGGACCACGGCGUGUUGGUCGUGGGCUACGGAACCGAGGACGGCAAGGACUACUGGUUGGUGAAGAACAGCUGGGGAUCUACGUGGGGUGAAUCCGGGUAUGUGAAGCUGGAGCGUGGCAAGCCGGGACCUGGUGAGUGCGGCAUCAAGAGCCAGGCAUCCUACCCCGUUGUCCACUAUGAGAAGCCGCCGUGCCAGAAGGACGAGACCCAGGCUGAGGUGGAGGGUGCCGGUGGCAGCGUGUGUGCCCCCAAGUGCAACACCGGCUCCUGCCCAACGGACGUCCCAGAGGGCACCACCGCCAAGCCCAUGUGCAUUCUUCAAGACGAGAGCAGCGGCGACAAGUACUGUGCCCUGGCCUGCAUUGUGGGCGGCUGCCCCGAUGGCUCCAAGUGCGUUCACCUGUCCAGCCUGCUGGGUGUCUGCAUCUAUCCGGACUCCAGCUCCAGCAUGAAGCUUGGAGUCGCGCCAGAUUCCAGCGAGAUCACGGCCCUCCAUGCCACAGACCUGAGCAACGCUGGGCGGGUGCAGAGCCAUGCCAAGCUGACGCAGCCCAAGGAGUUCCGGCUCUCCUGUCCACCGACUCCCAGGUCUCCGGGCUCGCCGCUGCCGAGCUGUGCGGAGCUGGAUGCAAGCGAGGUGGACUCCAUCCAGGCCUGGCUUCGUGGUUUCGCGGAGCACGACCAGGGGACCAGGUUCAAAGCAACGGAUUGUCGGCGCUGCUCGCGCAUGGUUCUCCGCUUCUCUGGUGAGGGACUCAGGGCGACGAUGCUCGCCAAGGGGGGUCCCAAUGCCGACUUCGCCUCUGUGCUCGACAGCGCUGUGGUGCACUCAGAGGCUACGAAGGAUGAAGACGGCAAGAACGCGACUCCAGAUCAAGAUCCGUGCAUGAAAGAUGUAGACGGCGUGAAGCCAGAGAUGGUUGGUGCAGAGGAGGCACCCAACAACGGUGCCCUUGCGAGCGGGGAGCAGGUGGACAUCUAUGAGUUUCGCAACAUCGGCUUCCUGCUCCAGUAUUUUGCUGUUGGCUUUCUCAACGUGCCGGGCUAUGUCUAUGCCACGGCAGCGGUGGUCACCACCAUGCCUUGGAGCUUCAAGCUUUUUUUCGGCUUCCUAAACGACUGUUUCCCGAUCCUGGGGUACCGAAGGAAGCCGUACAUGGUCAUUGGUUGGACCCUCUGCUUCCUGACGCUGCUGGUCCUUGGCACAAAGCCACUUCCCAAGCCGUACUUCUGCAUGGCACCAGAUGGCAAUUUCGACAAGGAUCAGAUCUGCAAUGAAGAGGCGCGAUGGGCCGGCGGUGAAUUCGCCUGCCUCAUGUGCCUGGCGGCCCUGGGCUACGUUGUGGCUGACGUGGCUGCCGAUGGCCUCAUGGUGGAGUUCGCGCAGCGAGAGCCGCAGGAGAAGCGUGGCACUACCCAGACGACCAUCUACUUGGUUAGAACGAUCGGAUCCAUAGCGGCCACAGCCGUCGUUGGUAUCGGAAUGAACGGCAAGGAGUACAACGGCACUUUUGACUUCACUUUACGCUUCAACCAGGUCAUGCUCAUCUUUUCCAUCCCGGCGGGGCUCAUGAUCCCGGUGUCGUGGUUCCUGGUCAAGGACACUCCCGUGCAGGAGGGCCAGCGCAGGUCCCUGCGGCAGUACCUGCGCCAGGCCUGGGCAUUGAUGACGCACAAGGCAGUCUUCAUGGUGGUGAUGUGGAACUUCUGGGAAGCGGUGAUCGGCCGCAUUAACACCACAGCCUCGGGAUUGGUGAAGAGUGAAUGGGCCGGCGUCAAGAAUUUCCAGAAUCAGCUCUUUAGCCUCGUGUCGCUGAUGGUGUUCUCCUAUGGCCUCCACAUCGUGAAGAAGCGCUUUCUUCACUGCAGCUGGCGCAAGAUGCUUCUGGGCACGGGCAUCUUCUUGAAUGUGAUGGAUGGAACGUUGGCACUUCUGACCACUUACGACAUUGUGCGAAACCAGUACUUCUACCUGGGCGAGCAGAUCCUGGAUGAUAUACCAGCAGCGGCGAACUUCGUCAUCGGCACUUUCAUCGUCGUCGAGCUGGCAGACCAGGGCGUGGAGGGCCUCACUUAUGGGCUCUUGACUACAGUGGCGAACCUGGGAAAUCCGUUCUCGAGAGCCAUUGGCAACCAGAUUUUUGGCCUCUUCCGCCCGAACCUCUCGGACUCGGCGAACUACCGGUCUGACACACCGGAGUUCCGGAAUACGGUGGCCCUCUCGUUCCUGUUGAGCUACGGCUUCUCCUUCGCAUCCUUCCUCCUGCUUCUUCUCAUCCCGGACCAGAAGGAGGAAGCUCAGAGGAGGAAGAAGGCAUGGGGAAGCAGAUCGACGUACGGUGUCAUUACUAUCGUGCUCCUUGCGUUUGCGAUGAGCUACGCGUUAACGAUCAACUUCAUGACAAUGAUCCCAGCCACUGCCUGCUUGGAGGUGGUGGGUGGAAGUGGCUAUACUACUAGCGUGUCCACCGUUGCUGUGGAAGCUCCCCUGUCCUCCAAGUGCGGCCGCAUGCACGUGCAUCUCGUGUCAGUCUUCUGCUCCAAACAGGACUUACGUGCGGUUCUGCAAGGAACCGCCGCUAGCCCCCGAGGCUUCUGCCGAAGCAGUCGCUGCGUGACAAUCCCAAUCCCCUCGUUGCUCCCGAGGCACGAAUGA